AUUUCUUCUCUUCCGAUUGAUUAAUUACUCGGCGCUCUCUCUCUCUCGGUCGCUGUUCGCACCGAUCAAUCAUAGAGUAAUCGAAUUCGCUGGCGAGAGGGAAGGGAGAUUCUGCGUUUGGAGGAGAGCUCGCGAAUGGCGUCGAAAGGAACGGUGGAGUUGGAGAGGAUGAGCGUGGAGCAGCUCAAGGCUCUGAAAGAGCAAACCGAUCUGGAGGUUAAUCUGCUCCAGGACAGCCUCAACAACAUCCGAACCGCCACCGCCCGCCUCGACAUCGCCUCUUCCGCCCUCCACAACCUCUCCCUCCGUCCUCACGGCAAGCCGAUGCUCGUCCCCCUCACCGCUUCCUUGUACGUUCCCGGCACCCUCGACGAUGCCGAUAAGGUCCUCGUCGAUGUCGGCACCGGAUACUUCAUCGAGAAAACAAUGGCAGAAGGAAAAGAUUAUUGUGAGCGUAAAAUCAAGUUGCUGAAGUCUAACUAUGAUCAACUUGUUGAGAUUGCAACUAAGAAGAAGAACAUGGCAGAUGAAGCUGGAGUUACCUUACAAGCCAAACUGAGGCAAUUAUCACCAACACCACAAUAGAAUUUUGCGUUUGUAAAACCAGCAUCAGAGACUGAGUUCAGACGCUAGUUUGCGGAACACAUAAUUAGCUGCUAAUCAUAGAGAAGAAAUGUUAUUUUGGGGGGGGGGGGGGGGGGGGGGCUGUUGUGGAGUUGGUUUUGAACCUGGAAUAUUUGUUUUAUGCAAGCUUUGUCAAGCACUAGGUUAAUUUGUGCAACUUCAACUCGAUCGCUGCGGCAUCAUGUAUGUUUUGUUGUUUCACCUUAUUCUCUGUUUAUCUUUUUGUUUAACCGAACAUGGUUUUGGUUUAGUUUAAGCCCCAAUAUGCAAAAAUGGCCAAUUUGUUGAACUCCGCUAAUGGAUUAAGAAGAAGUUUCAUCAACA
Molecule: messenger RNA, 948 nt
Organism: Diospyros lotus (date-plum)
Lineage: Eukaryota; Viridiplantae; Streptophyta; Magnoliopsida; Ericales; Ebenaceae
Product: prefoldin subunit 5
Exons: 3
Coding region: 136-585 (149 amino acids)
Biological process (GO): regulation of DNA-templated transcription; protein folding
Cellular component (GO): prefoldin complex; cytoplasm
Source: RefSeq, a predicted model, not a curated record